AUGCGCUCUUACGCCGGGCAGCCGAGACCGAGGCCAUUGCCUGCCAGGUACAGCAGGCAGGAACUACCCAAGGACCACCUGGUGGAGGCAGUGCUGGUGACCAUCUUCUGCUGCAUGCUGACCGGGGCCAUGGCCCUCAUCUACUCCCAUGAGACCCGGGCUGCGAUCAGGCGUGGGGACAUAGACCGGGCGUUCUCAGCAUCCAGAAAGGCUUAUUUCCUCAUCCUCUUCAGCCUCCUCUUCGGGAUGUUCGUCUCUAUCACUUGGGUCAUCUGUGUCCUGGCAACCCUGUAUGCCCAACGGGGACCCUGAGCCCCAGGGUGUGUGUGCCAAGGGUUCCUUGCAGCUCACCAUGGCCCUGGGUGGGCAUGGACAGGUGAAGUGGCCACAGCCACAUUCCCAGCUGUCCUGGGAAACGGGUGACCACAAAGCGUCAUCUGGGCAGACGGGCAGCUCUGUCCUUCCUGGUGGGGUGAGGAGUUGCUCCAGAGCCACGUGUGCCUUCACCCACCCCCUCAGCCCUGCUGAGGAACCAGACUGAAGCAAUGCCAGAGCCAGCUCUGGGCAAGGACUCAUGUUGGAGCAGUGGCACCAUGUAUGGGAUCAGGCUCUGCUGUGGGAUUCUGAAUCCCAUUACCAUGGAGGUGCCAAAUGUGACUCUGGAGCAGAGGGAGCAUCUGUAGAACUGGGACUAGAGAGAGAGCUAAUGGCUGAGGUGUAACAGAGAGCCCAGGUGUAUGGGAAGCCCUCACCAGCCAUUAAUAAUGUGGGAAGAUACAAAACUCACAUAUGCAACUUCUCCAGUAAUUUUGCACACACAGACACAGACACUGUACCGCCACCUCCUUGCUGCUUCCAGGCUGAAAUAAAAUAUAG
Messenger RNA from Empidonax traillii (willow flycatcher), 876 nucleotides. It is a transcript of the gene PRRT1B, whose product is annotated as proline rich transmembrane protein 1B. Gene Ontology annotation, cellular component: membrane. The coding region runs from base 1 to 312 and encodes 103 amino acids. NCBI's taxonomy places the organism in Eukaryota, Metazoa, Chordata, Aves, Passeriformes, Tyrannidae. The transcript is spliced from 3 exons. The record is from RefSeq and is a predicted model, not a curated record.